Messenger RNA from Drosophila obscura, 2995 nucleotides. RefSeq names its product insulin-like peptide receptor (gene Sdr). Gene Ontology annotation, molecular function: protein binding. Lineage: Eukaryota; Metazoa; Arthropoda; Insecta; Diptera; Drosophilidae. Bases 234 to 2810 code for a protein of 858 amino acids. The record is from RefSeq and is a predicted model, not a curated record. The transcript has 7 exons.
CAGUUAAAAUCGAAGCGUUCGACGCAACGGAACGCGAUCCAGAGAGCGAGGUCUGGAACUAUCCAGAGAUCGCCAGAAAUACAACAGAAAUACAACAGACAAAAUACAGCGACAUUGACAUUCAAGCGGGCGUUAAUUGCUGACUCCCUACUUACCAUCCACCACCCCACCCAACGAUCGAGCAAACGGGCGGGUCAAGUGCUGUCAAUUGGGAGUGUCAGGUGGUGGCAGCCAUGAGGCAACUGCCGCUACUGCUCUGGUUCUCCUCACUGUGGCUGUGGCUGAGUCUGGUCAGAGGCGACACCAUUUGCGGCUCCCUGGAGCUGAACAAGGUCGCCGACUUUCAGAAACUCCAAAACUGUACACACGUGGUCGGUCACGUAAGGAUUGCGUAUGUGGACGUGGACGUGGACAAUGCCAGCCUGGAAGUGCAACUACUCGCGAGCAAUGUCACGGAAAUCAGCGACUAUCUGAUGGUGUAUCGCUGCUCGGGGCUGCUCACACUGGAGGCGAUAUUUCCUAAAUUGCGCAUCAUUCGGGGUCAGGCCUUGCUCUUCGAUCAAUAUGCGCUCGUCGUCUACGAGAAUCGAGAUCUGCGGGAAUUGGGCUUGGUCGAGCUGUUGCGCAUUCAGAGCGGUCUCAUACGCAUCGAAACGAAUCCGAUGCUGUGCUUUGUGGAGACCGUGGACUGGAUGCAUCUCCUGAGCAAUGGCACCCAGCAGCAUUUUUCGCUCAAGCAUAACAAACCUCCGAGUCAUUGUCCUGUGUGCGGAGGAUUGGCAGCUGACUAUGCCUUCCGCCGGAAUAUCUCUGAUUUCUGCUGGAACAUAAACACCGCCCAGAUACGACUCACGCCUCCACGCCUCAAGGGCUGCCCGGCGACCUGUGGCCUCAAUGGGUGCGACAAUGCGGGAAAUUGCUGCCAGAACAGUUGCGUCACGGAAUGCUCGGAUCAGAACUGUACGCUGUGCGGCAACUAUCGGAGCAAGGGCAAAUGUGUGGAUCAGUGUGUGGUCAGCUACGAGCUGCAUAAGCGGCAGUGCAUCAGCCACAAGGAGUGCCGUCAGCUGGGCAUGAUACCGCUCAUUAGCGGCUAUCGCUGUGUGGAGCAAUGUCCCCCCAAUCAGAAGGAAGUUCGCGAUUCGAAUGGACUGGUCAAUUGUCAGGUGGAGUGCAAGGGUGUGUUUCAUGUGAAAAGUGGAGCGGACCUGGCAUCCCUGCAGGAUUGUGCGACCAUCAAUGGAUCACUAAUCAUCGAAUUAACUUCCAUAAAGGAGAAAAUUGUGGAUGCUUUGGAGAGGGCAUUGGGUAAUCUGAAGGAAAUCACUGGCUAUCUGAAGGUCUUGCACUCAGCCCAGCUGAUGUCUUUGUCGUUUCUGCAGAAGUUGGAUGUAAUACGCGGUGAUCAGCUGAUUGAAAACAAAUAUGCCCUCUAUGUGGUGAACAACUAUCACCUGGAGAAUAUUUGGCCACGCAAUCACCAGGUGCUCGUUCAACGGGGUGCCAUCUUCUUUCACCUGAACCCUCGCCUCUGCUACGAAAAGAUUCUGCAGCUGGAGCCAUCGCUGAAGAGUGUGCAAAGGAUAUCCGUGGCAGAUGUCUCGCCCAACUCGAAUGGCGAGCGCAUCAUUUGUGGCGACGCAGUGCGAACGUUGAAGCCAGUUGUCGAUGAUUUGAGCGCCACAGCGGUGCGCAUUAAGUUGGACUACAUGGACUGGGAGGGCAUGGAGACAUUGAUUGGCUAUUCCUACUACUACAAGGAAGCUCCAGACCAAAAUGUGACCAUGUACGAUGGACGACAUGGCUGCGGGCACGACAACUGGCUCAUGGAUGUGUCGGCCACCAAGAGUCGGCGUCAUGUUAUUUCCGGCCUUAAGCCCCACACGCAGUAUGCAUAUUUCGUGAAGACUCUCACGCGCACCGACUAUCACAUGCAGAUCGAUGCGUAUUCACAGAUCUGCUACUUUCAAACGCUGCCGGACAAACCCAGUCCCGUGGCCAGGAUCUAUGGCAGUUCGGAGCUCAGCACACAGAUUCUGCUUCAUUGGUGGCCACCGCGUCGUCCCAAUGGCAACAUCAGCCACUACUAUGUGACCUAUGAGCUGCACAAUCUGACCAAAGCAGAGCAGGGCAAAAACUAUUUGAACCCGAGGCCCACUGAUAUGAGCGCCUUGGACUGCCAGUGCGAUGAUGUGGUGCCCUACGAUUCGGGGCCACCGCCAGACGAUGAGGAUUACUACAACAAGGAGCAGAUCACCUACGAAGAUGCCUUGCCCAAUCUAAUCUAUGUUUCACGUCGCCAGGAGCAGCCAAAGCGAGAUAAGUUCGACAAAGUAAUUGACUUUGAUGAUCUGAAGGCUGGCGUGAAGAAGAAAGAACCACAGCCAACGAUCCAACCAACAUCAACAACAACCACUCCAGCGCCCAGCAAUCUAACCAUUAAUCUGGAAAAGCUGGCUGCCAUGCAGUACGAGCUGUAUCGAAACAUAAGCGAGCAGAAGCAACGUUCAGUUCAGGAUCUGGAUAUCGGCCGUUUGCAAAUCCCGCAUGCCGUGAAAAAGUGCCACGAUGCCCAUGCCUCUGUCGGCCAGAUGGUGGAGGAGAAAUGUACUAUCGAGGAGGAGAUCAGCGGCAUCAAAUUGCCAGGCACUCAGCACUACUAUUACCUAAAGGAACUCAGGCCAGAGUCCUUCUACCGUGUUACGGUACGAGCCUGCGUCGAUGGUGUGAUCAACGGUUGCUCCCAUCCAACGGAGGCCCUGGUCAAGACCACCAGCCUGCGUGUGGAGCAACUGAUGAAGAGCACCUAGCCAUUCGAGCAAAAACGCGUAUAUGUAUGGACAAUUUCUGUGGGAAAAGAAAGCUACUAUAAAACAACCGAUUUGUAUUACCUGACAAGUGAUAAAUGUUAACUGAGUAUUGUAAAAGUCUUAGCUGUAGUGUUGCUCAAUGUUCCUCCAAAUGUAUUGUAAAUGUAAAGCAAAAUCCUCCAAAA